Messenger RNA from Helianthus annuus (common sunflower), 1762 nucleotides. RefSeq names its product RNA pseudouridine synthase 4, mitochondrial. Gene Ontology annotation, molecular function: RNA binding; pseudouridine synthase activity. Bases 77 to 1486 code for a protein of 469 amino acids. The transcript is spliced from 10 exons. Lineage: Eukaryota; Viridiplantae; Streptophyta; Magnoliopsida; Asterales; Asteraceae. Gene Ontology annotation, biological process: pseudouridine synthesis. The record is from RefSeq and is a predicted model, not a curated record.
UAUUAUUGACAAACGAAGUCAAAGGCCCUUAUUUGACCUUUCGAUCCCCAAAGCACAAAACCCUAAACCCAAACACAUGACCGUUCUUUCUCAUCUCCGGCGAGCCUUUUUCCGGCCACCGUCGUUCAUUCCGGCAUAUCCUACCACCACAACUUUAACCUCAGCAUACCACUUCAUACACAGCGAACACAACUCAACAGCCUCCAUUAAAUCUGAAGAUAAAAAAACUCAAGGGAAGUGGUUAACAUUGCCGCCGUUCAAGGCCACCGUUAACGGUGGUUCGUUAGGAAAACGUAUUGCUGGAACGGGUGAAGGAGAUGCAGGCAACACAACGGCGAUUAAGUGGGUCAUGCGGUGUUGCCCGCAGCUCCCCAGGUCUCUCGUGCAGAAGCUAUUUCGAUUACGACAGGUUCGACGCAAACCUUUCGAAAGUUCAAAAUCGGUUGGAGAUGUUCAUGCUCCAGAUAGCCAAGUCAAAAGGGUAUCGGCCAAAGAUUCUAUGAGAUUUGGUGAUACGGUUUAUCUUCCUAUUACAGUACAAGCAUUGCCGACUGAGAAAACAGAGUGCCUUUGCACCGAAGAAGAACUAAAGUUUCUUCAUGAUCUUGAGUUGUACAAGGAUUCCGCCGUCAUCGUCAUCAAUAAACCUACCGGAAUGCCUGUUCAAGGUGGUAUUGGAAUAAAACGAAGUUUAGAUGAAUUAGCUGGAACUUAUUUGAGACAUGAAUUGUCUGAAGCACCGAGACUCGUGCACAGGCUUGAUAGAGAUAGCAGUGGCAUUUUGGUCUUGGGGAGAACACAACUCAGUGCUACCGUUCUGCAUUCCAUUUUUCGUGAGAAAACUGUCGGUGCUUCCAAUAUCGAUUUAAAGAGUGAAAAAAGAUUCUUGCAAAGAAAGUAUUGGGCACUUGUAAUCGGGUCACCCAGGCGUCCACAAGGUCUAAUUACAGUUCCGUUGGGAAAGGUGGUAAUGGAUGACGGAAGAUCAGAACGUAUUACGGUUGUUGAGAAUGUCUCAACGACUCCAUCCCAGCAUGCCAUAACAGAAUACCGGGUUCUUGAUUCUUCCGUUCAUGGUCUCACAUGGUUAGAGCUUUCUCCACUCACUGGUAGAAAACACCAGCUACGAGUCCAUUGUGCUGAGGUAUUGGGAACACCGAUAGUCGGAGACUACAAAUACGGGUGGCAAGCUCACAAGAAAUGGAACCGGGCCCAAAUAUCUGCUUCUAGUCUUGAACACAAAACCGAGGUCUGUAACAAAACAUCACUUCCUUUUGGCCUUAAUUUAGAGAGCGGGAGUAUCACCGAUAAGCAACCUAACCUUCAUUUGCAUUGCAAGAAAAUGGUUUUGCCUGACGUGUCAUCUGCUAUAAAGCGGGCCCAUGUUUCGUCCUCAGUUUAUGAUUUUUCAGACAUCAAAAGCCUGAAAUUUGAUGCUCCAUUGCCAGCUCACAUGCAAAGAAGUUGGGACAUUUUGUGCUCCUGAUAUGCCUCUAGUCCUUCAAGAUUUUUUUGCUUAAGUUCCAAUAUACAAUAUGCAAUAUUCAACAUACAUCUCCCAUUUGAUAAUAAAAUGUAGAAUUGCCCUUAAGUUUUCCAAAUUGGGCCUUGGGGGAAAGAGUUGAAGAGUUUAGGAUUGGAUUUAGGGUUAGAUGAUUUAUAAUCUUUUACUGUAUUAUGAGUAGUAAAAUUUUAGCAACUAUUUUUCUCCAUUGAAUUCUUGUCCAGAUUUUAUGAUGAGAAUCUGAGUUUUAAUUUCUUA